Zychaea mexicana is the source of this 3590-nucleotide messenger RNA. RefSeq names its product Dos2-interacting transcription regulator of RNA-Pol-II-domain-containing protein. Gene Ontology annotation, biological process: iron-sulfur cluster assembly. NCBI's taxonomy places the organism in Eukaryota, Fungi, Mucoromycota, Mucoromycetes, Mucorales, Lichtheimiaceae. The coding region runs from base 332 to 3445 and encodes 1037 amino acids. Gene Ontology annotation, cellular component: cytosolic [4Fe-4S] assembly targeting complex. The record is from RefSeq and is a predicted model, not a curated record. The transcript is spliced from 25 exons.
AAAGGUCUGAGCGCGUGCAUCGCUCGAAUUACGACGCGCCAAAAGAGAUGAAAGAGCGCGAUGGAAAAGAAACACAGCAGUCAAAAGGGGGGGUAGGUGGAACAGUCCCCCACCACCCCCGAAAGGGCAUCAGAUAAAAAAGAAAACGGUCGUGGGAUCAGAUAACGCCCUUUACAAACGUUACAGGGUUGUAUACUCAAACCUGGUUUCCCUCUCUUUCUCUCUCGCGCUCUCUCUUCUCUCUCUCUCUACACUAUCGCGAAAACUCCCUCCUCCCUCUCUCUACCUUCACUCUUACUCACUCGUUAACAAUCACGGCCAAACCUCUGUAAUGGAGACCAGAGGGCUCAUUCAGCAAUGGCUCAUUUCAUCGCAAACGGAGGUCAAACCUUCGUUACUGGCACAAAUCCUCCUUGACAUCACACGCGAUCCAAGCAGCAUAUUGACCGUGACGGAUAUUCUGUCGACACAACAAGGAAAUGAUCCACGAAAAUGUGUUGAUUUACUUGCACAAGUCACGUUACAUAGUCGUUCAACGAUCAUUGAUGCUGCAGUGGAUGGCUUGUUGAAUUUCGCGUGUCAGCGGUUGGAUCAGCAGCACCCAAUUAUUGUGGCACGGUGCCUCGAUAUGAUCAAGUGUUUGAUGGAAAGUAGCAACAUCAGCGGAGCAAGCGCAAUGAUGACAUGUGAAAGUAUGAUCAGUAAUCUACCAAACCACAAAAUGCACCAAGACGCACGAUACAAAACUUUAAUGAUAAUCGAUAAACUUUUGCAAAAUCAUGUGGAAGACUUACGACAAGGGCAUUUUGACUUCGUCAGUGGGUUUAUUGCGCUAAUCGAUGGAGAGAAGGAUCCUCGAAACUUGUUGAUUUGCUUUGAGCUGGUGCGAGACGUGAUUGCAAAAUUCGACAUAUCAUCUCAUAUUGAGGAUCUUUUUGAUUUUGUAUUUUGCUACUUUCCAAUAACCUUCAAGCCACCGCCAAAUGAUCCAUACCAAAUUACAACAGAAGACCUAAAGCAAAGUUUAAGGCAAUGUCUUGCUUCGACACCUUAUUUCGCCAACUUUGCGACACCGCUAUUAAUCGAUAAGUUGCUGACCUCUACCGGCAGUGCCAAGAGAGAUACCAUGGAGACAAUCGGACUGUGCGCUCCUGCAUACGGGGCCCAUGCAUUAUUACCGCACGCACAAAGUAUAUUUGACAUUCUUGCCAAAGAGGUGUACAAUGCCGGUUCAGUUACCAUGGAGACCACUGCCCUGGAAACGAUUCAUAACGUGGUUGCUACGCUAGCCAGCGGCAUCUGUGUCGCAGACAUACGCGUGCCUGUAGAAAAGGCAAUCUGGUCAUUGCUUGAUCCUUGCGUAACACAAUUGCAGCAUCCCGAAUCCAAAAAUGCAAAGUCAGCUGGCUACAUUUUGCGUGCAGCUGCAUCGGCAGCAGAUCCGGCAUGUGCUUGCGUUGUACAUACCAUUGUCCCGAUGUUGACCGGUUUAAUACAUACGGACGAUUCACCUAUUCGACGGAAAGCCAUUGUGGAUAUUUUCAUUGAGAUCUUGAAGGGCAACAACAGCUUAUAUGGAUCGUUGGACGAAAUAACGAAUAAAAGCACAAGGAUGGAUGAUGAUGACAGCUUGUCACCAUUGGCAACUUAUAAGCAGGAAAUUUUGACAGCGUUCAUGUCAGCAUUAUCUUCAGAAGACGAACAUUUACGGCUUUCUGGCAUUAAAGGAAUCAGAUUAAUGGUCGUAAUACGACGAUUUCUUCUACCAGAUGAGUUUGAACACGUUAUCCAGCAUCUAAUACGUAUAUUCAUUGCCUAUAUAGAAGACCAAACAAGUCGAGCUGCUUUAGCAACGCUUGUCAUCAUAUGCAAAGUAGAUCCUACAUCAAUUGAGCAUCAUGUCUUGCCAGUAUUGUUAGAUCGUCUCUCUGACGGUGGUGACAUGAUUGCGGAUGACUUUUCAUAUGCUCUAGAAGCAUUGGAUGCAUUAUCAUUCCAGCCACAAAUAGCGCGUGCCACGGUCCCGUCAUUGAUGGAUAAAUUGGGCGUUUAUCUUAGUCGCAAAGAUGGCAGCGAAUUUCAUUUUGCCCAUAGUCUUACACGAAGCAUAUUAACUGCCAUUCGAUCCACAUCUAAAAACCCACAAAUGAUUGAAUUGGCACAACGACUGGUGUUUCCUCAAUUCUUAUUGCAAAGUAUUAAGGCAGCACUUGGUUCAUCUGAUGCUUGGCGACUCGAUAAAGAACUCAUUAAUUUAUGGGCAUUGACACUAGCUAUAAUUCAGCGCAACUCCAGCGCAAGGUAUCAGCAAACUGUAAUAGUAGAUGCCUUUAACGUUUUCGUUUAUGGUGACUUAUCGACUGUGCCGAUACAAACAGAUAAAUGCCAACCGUUACUGCUUAUUCCGGCAACAACGUCCAAUGCUGAUAUAUCCGUCUUAUUCCCUGCAAUAGCUGGCAAUUGCAAAGAAGAGGUUGAAGCACCUGUACCAUCAUGUCCGGAACUGAUAGGCAACCUUGGAUUAUCGGUUACAAAACAAGAAUUCCUAUUUUCCCAAAAACUUGCAAUCGCACGUAUUGUUGGUUCCAUAGCUAACAAAUGUAAAAACGCCAAGAUGCCCGACUCCAUCAAAGCACUUGUAACGAACCAUCUCAUACCCACGAUCAACAAUACUACUACAUCUAGUGCUUCUGAACCUGCCCGGCGUGCUUCUGUAUUUUUAUUAAGCUGGCUUGCAAAAGCACUAUUAAUUAAAGGCCAUAAACUCGGUUUUGAGCUGCUGGACAGCCUGCUCCAACAACUUCAAUCUCCAGACGAUUUAGGAGCAGAAGCAGCAGAAAGCUUUAUCGUCAUUUUACAUGACGACGACCUUGUCUUGACCAAGGCUGCUUUUGCCAAAAUUUCAAUCUUGUACAAACAACGUGUUUUCUAUCAUUGCAUAUCUGCACUUAUUAAAGGUGCUGAAAGUUCAUCAGAAGUUAUAAGAAUCAAUCAUCUUGUCGCAUUUUCGCAUAUUAUCAACAACAUUCCAACCCAAAUUAUAACUAAUGAAAUCCAAAAGUUGGUUCCCGCCAUAAUCGCAUCCCUUACUGCUGUUACUCAUCCCCAUCCGCUAUUGUCUCUUAUUCGAGUGAUUGAAACCAUCGCACCAGAUUCCAUAGCCGCUAAGGUGCUAUCACAAGACCUUAUAGAAGGACUUGUAGAAGCACUUGUCAAUCUAACAACCCAGAGUCGAUGUUAUCGCAUGGAUAUACGCAUGGCUGCGCUCCGCUGUUUACGGUUAUUUGCAAUCCAGCAGCAGUGCAGGAACGAACUCCGCUUCUUGGCUCCAGUCAUUGUCAAGCACUUGGCAGCUGCAUUGGAUGACAAGAAACGCCAAGUCCGUAAAGAGGCUGUUUCUUGUCGAGAAAAAUGGUUUAAUCUUAUGGAACUACCGCGUGUAUAGCGAAAAGCAUUAUUCUAUCAUCAACUCUUAUAUGUAUACAUACGCCUCUUAUGCUUCUUUUUUCUUAUUUAUUGCUAUUACUAUUAAUUACUUUAUGAUGAAAGAGAGAAUAUAUGAAGAAAAAUAAAUGAAAUCAAGCGCAUAC